AUGGGUUCUGUUGUUCUUCCUCAUCUCGUCACAGGCUGGCAUGUUGACCAGGCUAUCAUGUCAGAAGAAGAGAGACUUGUUGUGAUCCGCUUUGGGCGCGAUAUUGAUCCUGAUUGUAUGCGACAGGAUGAAGUGCUUUAUAAGGUCGCCGAAUUAGUCAAAAACUUCGCCGUCAUCUACGUCUGCGACAUCGACCAAGUCCCCGAUUUCAAAACCAUGUACGAAUUAUAUGAUCCAGUCACGACCAUGUUCUUUUUUCGCAAUAAACAUAUGAUGUGCGAUUUUGGCACAGGUAAUAACAAUAAGUUGAACUGGGUGUUGGAGGAUAAGCAGGAAAUGAUUGAUAUUAUCGAGACGAUUUAUAAGGGCGCAAAGAAGGGGAGAGGUUUGGUUAUUACUCUACCAGAUAUCGGUACUGAGAUUUUCUCAUAA
Messenger RNA from Sclerotinia sclerotiorum 1980 UF-70, 432 nucleotides. RefSeq lists its product as hypothetical. The coding region runs from base 1 to 432 and encodes 143 amino acids. The transcript is spliced from 3 exons. Lineage: Eukaryota; Fungi; Ascomycota; Leotiomycetes; Helotiales; Sclerotiniaceae. Gene Ontology annotation, cellular component: U4/U6 x U5 tri-snRNP complex; spliceosomal complex; U5 snRNP. The record is from RefSeq and is a predicted model, not a curated record. Gene Ontology annotation, biological process: mRNA splicing, via spliceosome.